AUGGAUUACGCGCAUUAUCUGGCCCUGUACUAUCUCAUCACCGAAGGGAGCUACCCACGUGAUAUGCAUGACAACAAACUUAAACGGCGUUUACGCAACAAAGCAACACGAUACUUACCUUAUCGAGGGCGAUUGUUUAUCAAGAAUAAAGAUGGAAGCUAUGGACAAGAAGUGCUGCAUUCUGGUAAUGUGAUGGAUGUGAUUGCGAAGGUGCACAAGGAAGGCCACAUGGGUAUCAACAAUACUUGGCGACGAAUGCGAUUACAGUAUGAGGGAUAUCAGCUCUAUGAUCGGGUGCGUGAAUAUGUGGAAGCGUGUGAGCAGUGCCAAUUACGAGCGAGGAGAAGACAUGUACGGCAAGAGGAAUCGCAUCCCAUACCAACACCUACACGACCUUUUUACAUGAUCGGAUGUGAUGCAGUGGGACCGAUCAACCCUCCGAGCAAGAAUGGGAAUCGUUAUCUUCUGGUUGCGGUGGAUUACUUGACAAGGUGGCCUGUCGUUGCAGCAGUACCCAACAUCAAUGAGCAAACCACAGCAGCAUUCCUAUUCAAUUGCAUUGUUAAAGACUUUGGCGUACCAUCUUACAUUUUAACCGAUCGAGGAGCCAAUUUCAAAUCUGAUUAUGUACACACCUUCUUGAAGUGGAUAGGUUGUAAACCCCUGACGACGACAGCUUUCAGGCCUCAAGUUAAUGGACUUUGUGAACGAAUGAAUCAGACCAUAGUUGAGGUUUUAUCCAAGAUUUGCCAAGAUCAAGACAUGCUGGAUCGAUGGGAUGAGUGUUUGACACAUGCAAUUCUUGCCAUUCGAAGUACACCCAACGAUGCAACAAGGUAUAGCCCUGCGAUGUUGUUAUAUGGAUAUGACAUACGCACACCAGCUACAUGGCCUGAACCAAGACAAGAUUUCGUUGAAGGGGAAUUAGCGGAUGAAGUUGUGAGCAGGAUCAAGGUGAUUGACAGUAUUAUGCAACAACAUCGGGAGGUAUCCAGGCAACGUACACAAAGGAAGCAACAAUCAAGGAAGCAACGUUAUGAUGAUAAGGUGGUGCAAAAGCGAUUUGCUAUUGGUGAUCAAGUUUUGAUGCUCGACAAGCAUAAACCACACAAGCUUGCAAACAGAUGGAUUGGCCCGAUGAUUGUGUCGCGUGUUAACAAUCAUGGUACUUAUUGGCUACAAGGACCUGGUGGCAAGCGUUUGGAUGGAGCGGUAAAUGGUGACAUGUUGAAGGCAUGGAGAUCAAGGGACAAACUCAUACCGGAUGUUGUGGCACAACGAGCUGAUCGGCAAUUACAUGCAUACAUUGAACGCGUACAACCUGGGAUAUGA
Molecule: messenger RNA, 1332 nt
Organism: Lichtheimia ornata
Lineage: Eukaryota; Fungi; Mucoromycota; Mucoromycetes; Mucorales; Lichtheimiaceae
Exons: 1
Coding region: 1-1332 (443 amino acids)
Biological process (GO): DNA integration
Molecular function (GO): nucleic acid binding
Source: RefSeq, a predicted model, not a curated record